UUUUUUUUUGUUUUGUUUUAGGCCACGAAAACGGCAGGCAAGGACAAAUCGAAGAACAUUAUGCGUGAUCUGCGGAUCCGCAAAUUGUGUCUGAACAUUUGCGUCGGUGAGUCCGGUGACAGGUUGACCCGUGCGGCCAAGGUGCUGGAGCAGCUGACCGGCCAGACCCCGGUUUACUCGAAGGCCCGUUAUACGGUGCGUUCGUUCGGUAUCCGCCGUAACGAAAAGAUCGCUGUCCACUGCACAGUCCGCGGCGCCAAGGCCGAGGAGAUCCUCGAGCGUGGCCUUAAGGUCCGGGAAUACGAGCUGCGUCGCGACAACUUCUCCCAGACCGGCAACUUUGGCUUCGGUAUCCAGGAACACAUCGAUCUGGGCAUCAAGUACGAUCCGUCGAUCGGUAUCUACGGUCUGGACUUUUACGUCGUUCUGGGACGCCCGGGAUACAACGUCGCCCAGCGACGACGCAAGACCGGCAAGAUCGGUUUCAUUCACCGCCUGACGAAGGAGGACGCAAUGAAGUGGUUCCAGCAGAAGUACGACGGUAUCAUUCUGAACAGCAAGGCCAAGUAAAGUGCGUUCCAUACAAAAUCACGUUUUACCGCUGUCUUUGUAAUAAGCUAAUUAAAGAUUAAAAGAAAGAAAAGGAAACCACAAACACCUUGAAAGUUGGAA
Messenger RNA from Culex pipiens pallens (northern house mosquito), 672 nucleotides. It is a transcript of the gene RpL11, whose product is annotated as 60S ribosomal protein L11. The record is from RefSeq and is a predicted model, not a curated record. Gene Ontology annotation, cellular component: ribosome; cytosolic large ribosomal subunit. Lineage: Eukaryota; Metazoa; Arthropoda; Insecta; Diptera; Culicidae. Gene Ontology annotation, molecular function: RNA binding; structural constituent of ribosome. Bases 61 to 570 code for a protein of 169 amino acids. Gene Ontology annotation, biological process: translation. The transcript has 2 exons.